UGGCGCUGAGGUCCUCCUAGGAAUACGAGAAUGCCUCACCUAGCGUCGGGAGACCUUUAACGACAGUUAGCUACUGUCCAGGAUGGGGCCUGGUGGGGGUUCGGUGGGUCAUCACACGACCCAGGACCCAGUCGCCCAGAUGAACACCUUCCGCUCAUAUGUGUCCAUGCUGGCUGACCCUGGCUCAAAGGACGAAAACAAACUCAAAGCUGCACAAGCUCUCAGUGAAGAUCUGGAGGCCAUUGUAGCCUCGCCACAGUACCCAUCAUUCCUGGAACAUGCCAUGAAAAUCUUUAUCAAGAUCCUGAGUGAGGGAGAUCCACUCUUCAUAUCAGAGUACAAUAUUCAGCAACUUCGGAAAUUGAUUCUGGAGAUGAUUCACAGACUGCCCAGCAAUGAGCAGUUAAAGACAUAUCUGCGGCCUAUACUUACCCUCAUGUUUCGCCUGUUAGAGACUGACAAUGAGGAAAAUGUCAUGGUCUGUCUUCGCAUUAUCAUUGAACUCCACAAGACUUUCAGACCGCAGUUUAGCCCAGAGAUCCAGCAGUUUCUUCAGUUUGUCAAAAAUAUGUACCAAGACCUGCCCAACCACAUGAAUAAGAUCUUUGAACCUCGGCCUGUAAUACGUGUAACUGAUCUCUCGGAGGUUAAUGUCGAGGCGCUCCUGCAAGAGACUUUCACCAUUACACCUAUUCACACAGAGAAAAAGUUGCAGGAUGGCACCUCCAUAACUUAUAAUGUAAUCCCUCGUGCGGUGCUGUCCUUAAAGGUACUGACAGAAUUGCCCAUUAUUGUGGUGCUGAUGUUUCAGCUGUACAAACAGCAGGUUUACCAAGAUGUAGCUGACUUCAUCCCUCUCAUCAUGAACACAAUUGUUCUCCAACCAUUUGCACAACACAGGGAGCAUGAAUCGUUCAACAAGGAAGUGUUUGUUGACCUUAUUGCUGCACAGAUCAAGACUCUGUCCUUUUUAGCAUACAUCCUGAAGAUCUACCAAGAUGUGGUUGCACAGCACUCUACAAAACUGGUCACUGGGAUGCUCACGCUCCUCUCUCUCUGCCCCAAUGAAGUGGCUCAUCUGCGCAAGGAGCUGCUGAUUGCCACGAAGCACAUCUUGGCACUUGAACUAAGAAAUAGAUUUGUCCCUCAUAUUGAUAAGCUGUUUGACGAGAGCCUUUUGUUUGGAAGAGGCUGGACGGCGCAUGAAACCCUCCGCCCAUUGGCAUACUCAACAUUGGCAGACUUGGUUCAUCAUGUCCGUCAGCAGCUGGACAUGGGAGCCCUGACCCGUGCUGUCCAUCUCUUUUCGAAGAAUAUACAUGAUGAGACUCUUCCCACAAGCAUCCAAACAAUGUCAUGCAAACUGUUGCUUAACUUGGUAGAUUGCAUUCGGUCUCGCAGUGAGGCUAAUCCUAAUGAGCCAGGAGCAGGCAGGGACCUAUUGAUCCGUAUGCUUCAUGUCUUUGUGAAUAAGUUUAAGACUAUUGCACAGCUCCAGUUGCCGUACCUGAAAAACAAACAACAGCUCAACAGUGCAUCAAGCAGUUCUCCUGCAAAUAACAGCAGUGGAACAUCCAGUAAUAGCACAGCAGGUCCAGAGGAGAGGAAGGAAGACAUUAGACUAAGCAUAACAGAAAUGGACAACAAAGACAAAGAGUCCCAGAGGAUUGGCUUUCCACCGAAUGUGACAGUGAAUUACAGUGUGUCAGACUGUCGAGCACUAGUCAAGACCCUUGUUUGUGGAGUCAAGACAAUUACAUGGGGUUGUGCCUCGUGCAAGUCAGCAGUUGAUCCUGGUCUCACCCUCAACAAGUCCUUUCAUCCAAAGGAAACCCUUGUAUUUAUCCGUCUAGUCAAGUGGGCCAUGCAGGCAUUGGAUAUCUACACACUAAAUGCACCCGGUAACCAACAGCCUUCUGGUCAGCGAGGACAGGUGCCUCAGACUGUCAGGUCCAAAGAGGAGAAAGAAGUAUUAGAACACUUUGCUGGAGUCUUUAUCAUGAUGAAUCCAGCCACGUUCAGAGAAAUAUUUUCCACAACUAUUGAUUAUGUUGUUGAGCGGAUAUACCACAAUACCGCACUGCAGAUUGUAGCCAAUUCCUUCCUUGCCAAUUCUACAACUUCACCAAUAUUUGCCACCAUACUUGUGGAAUAUCUCUUGGGUCACAUGGAAGAAAUGGGAACCUCCAUGGACAGAUCUAAUUUAUACCUGAAGUUAUUCAAACUAGUCUUUGGGUCGGUGUCACUCUUUGCAGCAGAGAAUGAGCAGAUGUUGAAGCCCCACCUCCAUCAAAUAGUCAACCGGUCAAUGGAGCUGGCCAUGAGUGCAAAGGAUCCCUACAACUACUUUUUGUUGUUGCGAGCCCUCUUCAGGUCUAUUGGAGGAGGUAGCCACGACUUGCUGUAUCAGGAGUUUCUACCUCUGUUGCCCACACUCCUGCAGGGACUCAACAGCCUGCAAAGUGGCCUACACAAGCAACACAUGAAGGACCUAUUUGUAGAGCUGUGUCUUACUGUACCUGUGAGAUUAUCCUCUCUGCUGCCAUACCUCCCAAUGCUCAUGGAUCCUUUGGUGUCGGCUCUUAAUGGCUCACAGACUCUCAUUUCACAAGGACUCAGGACCCUUGAACUGUGUGUGGACAACCUUCAGCCUGACUUUCUGUAUGAGCACAUUCAGCCAGUGAGGGCAGAGUUAAUGCAGGCUCUUUGGAAGACACUCAGGAAUCCCAAUGACACCAUUGCUCAGGUGGCCUUCCGUGUCCUUGGAAAGUUUGGUGGUGGGAACAGGAAGAUGAUGAUCGAACCACAAAAGUUAGAAUAUAGUGAACAGGAGACCCCAAGUACCUGUAUCACUAUCCACUUCUCAGAGCACAAGUCCCCCAUCAUGCUGCCAGUUGAGAAAAUAAUUGAGACAGCUUUCACUGCCCUCAAGACCUCCACUACGGAACCCUGGUACAGGCGCCAGUGCUGGGAGGUGAUCCGCUGCUUCCUCAUUGGCUCCAUGCAGUUUGAUGAGGAAAAGCACAUGGUCAACAAGUUGUUCACACACCCUAACUUCAGGGAAGAGGAGCUCUUAACAGUGCAUGGACCAUACUAUAAGUGUCCUGAUGAACAAGCAAGGCAAGUGCACCAGAUGGCUGUAACUGCCAUGUUUGUUGCAGCAGCCAUUAAGGAUCUUCGGAAGAGUGUAUUGCCGACAAUGGUGUCGCUAGUAAGGCAUUACACAAUGGUUGCCAUUGCGCAACAAGCUGGACCUUUCAACAUGAUGGGUCGCUGGACCAAGGUACAGGGGAUGGAUCCUCUUGUUCUGAUUGAUGCUCUAGCUGUCAUUAUGGGACAUGAAGAGAAGGAACUCUGUAAACCAGGACACCUAGCACUUGUUCUCAUCAUGGAAGCUGCCACAAAUAUUCUUGGAACAAAGGAGAGAGCUUGUCAGUUGCCUCUCAUGGAAUAUCUUGUGGAGAAGAUGUGUGGUCUCUGUUAUGAACGUGCUUGGUAUGCAAAGCUUGGUGGGUGCAUUGCUAUCAAGUUUUUAUUUGAGCGUAUGGCACUCAAAUGGGUUUUAGAACACCAAUUCCCAUUUUUGCGUGCAUUGCUCUUUGUCAUGAUGGACCUGACAGGUGAGGUCUCAAGUGGUGCAGUAGAUAUGGCCAAAAAUAAUCUGGAGAGGAUGUUGCAGGUAUGUGGAGCUCCACUGGAAGGAGAAAAUAACACUGAUGAAAUGAGACAGAUACAGAGCAAAUCCCUUCAUGAUGUAACCCAUGAGUUGGUACGGCAGGUCACAUCUCCAAACACAACAGUGAGAGAGCAAGCCAUGCAGAGUCUUCAUGUUCUAGCAAAACUUAGUGGCAGAGGAGUCACUGAAGUGAUGCAGCCUCACAAAGAUGUAUUAGCAGACAUGAUUCCACCUAAGAAACAUCCUCUGCGACAACAACCAGCCAAUGUUCAGAUUGGUCUGAUGGAUGGCAACACAUUCUGUACUACCCUGGAACCUCGCCUAUUUACUCUUGACCUCAGCCUACAAGAGCAUAAAUUCUUUUUCUCAGAAUUACACAUGCUGGUAGAGACAGAAGACUCCUACUUAGCAAAACUCUCUUGUUACAAAAACAUAGGAAAUCUUGUGCCUUUAAGGAAGUCUGCCCUGAAGGCUCUUGCUGCCUGUCAUUAUAUCCCUCAGAUAAGAGAGAAAAUCUUCCCAACUCUGUAUAAAGCGUUGAAUAAUUCAUCGCAUCCUGAGCUCCAAGAGACUGCUUUUGAAUGCCUAAAGAAAUUCCAGAGUGGAUGCCAGGUAGACAUGGAGAUGGUCCAUUCUGCUAUGCGUCCUUUGCUUGGGCAGCUGUUUCACCAUAGAAGUGUCACUCUGCCUGUCAUUCACAGACUCUCUUACUUGACCCAACUCUUCCCAUACACCUUUAAUGAAAAGCUAUGUGAGCAACUCACACAACACUUAAAAAACCUAAUAGAAAUGGCUAUUAUGAGCAGAAAGCAAAAUACAUCUGUGACCAAACAGGAUAAUAAUGACCUCAAGCUUUGUGCCAACAUUGUUGGUAUUUUCCACCAGAUUCCAGCAGCAUCAGCAAGAUUUGUAGAAGCAUUGUGUAAGCUUGUGUUGCAGACGGAAAGAGCUCUAUUGAUUGAGGCUGGUAGCCCCUUCAGAGACCCACUAAUGAAGUUCUUGUUACGUUACCCUGCUGAAACUGUUGAAUUGUUCCUCUCAGAGCCCCAUGCCCGUGAUCAACAAUGGGGAAGAUACCUAGAGUUCCUAGUACGGCACAAAGAGAGCAGUCCAUUCCGCCAACACUUACAGACAUGUACAGACAAGGUUCUGACUGUGCUCCUUGCAACCCCAACAGCUGUACAAAUUGCAGGACUUCAGCAGCAGCACUACCAGCAACAGCCUCUCACCAUUGCAGACCAGGCACAACUUCAGUACUUGGCCAUUCGCAUCAUUUUACUGCUGUCUCGACAGGAUGACCAGUGGCUUGCAGCUCAAAGCCAGCUAGUUAUGGCAAUAAGGAAUCUUUGGAUUUCUGAUGAAUUCCAAGAGCGACAUCACUCUGCUGAGAACACUGAUUUCAUCCACUGGAAGGAACCUCGCAUGGUGGUGUCAAUUCUUUUGAUGUAUUUCAAGCAUCAUACAGAUGACAUUAAUCUGCUGUUCCAACUACUACGAGCAUUUAUUGGGAGAUUUAUUCCGGACUUCCAGUUCUUGCGAGAUUUCCUUGAACAAACAGUUGCUCAAACCUACACUGUAGACUGGAAGAGAUCAGCUUUCUUCCAGUUUGUGGAGGUCUUUGAAGAUGUGUCAGUAGCACAGGAAUUGAAGGCUGUUAUACUGCAGUACAUCAUCAUCCCUUGCCUCACGGUUAGCUUGGAGAAUGGGGAUGGAGACAGGCUCAUAGGAUACCCUCCUGCACCAGACCAAGACCAUCCUGACAAUGUUGUCUCAGUUUUCAUCACACGAGUCAUCAACCCAGACGAGCCUUUUGUGUACAGCGAUGCAGUAAGGAUUCUGCUGCUGCAGCUCUCCUGUCUGUUGGUGGAGCAGGCUUCGGCUCACAUCCAUGAUGCAGGCAACAAGAGACAGGGUCAGAAAUUGAGGCGCCUCAUGACAUUUGCUUGGCCUUGUUUGCUCUCAAAGAACUGUGUGGAUCCAGCCACCAAAUACCAUGGACACCUCCUUCUUUCACACAUCAUUGCCAAGUUUGCCAUCCAUAAGCGCAUUGUACUGCAAGUGUUCCAUAGCCUCUUGAAAGCCCAUGCUAUGGAAGCAAGAUCUGUGGUACGACAGGCCCUGGAGAUCCUAACCCCUGCAAUGCCAGUCCGCAUGGAAGACGGCAACACAAUGCUGACACACUGGACCCGCAAAAUCCUUGUGGAAGAGGGUCACUCUGUAGGACAGCUGGUUCACAUCCUGCAGCUGGUGGUUCGACAUGCCACUGUGUACUAUCCGGUGCGACACCACCUCACUCACCACAUUACGCAGGCAAUGCAUCGCCUAGGGUUCACACCCACAGCAAACUUGGACCAAAGGAGACUUGCGGUUGAUUUAGCAGAGGUAUGUAUUAAAUGGGAAGAAGAAAGAGUUAGAGAGGAGACAGAUGCUGAUGGUGGCAGUGAAUUAGCCCAGCAACUCCACCAACCAGGUGGUAUAAAGCGCUCCUCAUCGACUGAUGGCCCCGAGGCAAAGAGGGCAAGAGUGUCUGUAGGAGCAAGUUCCCGGGGAAGUAUUGAUGCCACAAAACCCAUGGAAAAAUCACAUGCUGAUGCUGUUGUUUACUUUUUGCUACGACUGGCAUGUCAGGUAAAUGAAAGCACAACCACACCUGGAACUGUAGCUCCUGGUGAAGCACUGUCUAGGCGCUGUGUGGCACUGCUGAAGCGAGCUCUCAAACCAGACAUGUGGCCACAUGCUGACCCCAAGUUGGCGUGGCUGGAUAAACUUUUCCUCAACUUAGAGUCAACACAGCCAAACCUGGCAAACGUUUGUGUUGGCUUGGAAGUUCUGACAUACCUCAUUGGGACUUUGAGGCGUGAGCAGAUCCUGGGAGCAAUGAGAGGCUUGACAAGAGGAUUGGUGGCUUGUAUGGCCUGUAGUAACUCUCGUGUUGUCCGCCUCACACACACGCUGCUGGCCAGGCUCAUGUCCACAUUUCCUACUGAGCCAACAUCCGCCACUGUGGCUUCCCGCUUUGAAGAGCUUGAAGAUCUGUAUUCCAGAAUUGCCAAGAUUGUCUUUGAAGGUCUGACAUCGUAUGAGAAAAAUGCCAAUGCUUCUCCUACGUCACUCUUUGGCACACUGAUGAUCCUGAAAGCAGCAUGCCAGAACAAUCCAUGCUACAUCGAUCGCCUCAUCAUGCCCUUCAUGAAGGUCUUGCAGAGGAUGGCAAGAGACCAUCUCAACCAUCCUUCCACGGAUAACAGCACAGUGGGUAGUGAACUGUUGAUCCUGUCUCUUGACUUGGUGAAGAACCGUGUGGGAGUGAUGGGUGUGGAAAUGGGCAAGGCUUUUAUUGGCACCAUUUUAGUUGGCCUCAUUGAGAAGACUCCUGAUGUCAAGGUCAUGAAGGCUAUCACCAAGAUGGUGGAAGAAUGGGUCAAAAACAAAACUCCAAUUGCCAUCAAUCAAGGUCCAAGUUUGCGUGAGAAGUCCAUACUUUUGGUAAAACUCAUGCAGUAUGUAGAGAAAAGAUUCUCAGAGGAUACAGAGCUAAUGGCUCAGUUCUUGGAGUUGGUCAAUCAUGUUUACCGUGAUGAGACGCUGAGGAAUACAGAACUCACUGCGAAACUUGAGCCUGCCUUCUUGGCUGGUUUACGGUGCACACAGCCUCCCAUUAGAGCCAAAUUUUUCCAGGUGUUCCAUGAGAGCAUGAGAUCCCGCUUGAGUGAUCGGCUGCUGUAUAUCAUCUGUUCUCAAAACUGGGACCACAUGGGACCACACUACUGGAUCAAACAGUGCAUUCAACUUCUCCUCGUUACAGCUCAGCAGAGUACUCAGAUCCAGAACUCGUCACAACAGGUGCUUCUGCCAGGAGUAACAGCUGUGAUUAACUGGGCAGAUGCAGCUGAGAGAGCUAACUUCUCGGUCUUUGCCAGCAUAAAGGAAGAGGCGUCUGACCUUGAUCAGGCCCUAGAUUCCUCUGUAGAUAAGGAGGUAAAGAGCCAGUCUGUCACGCUGCCACUCGAGGAUGAGAUAGACAUCGAGCUAUCAUCAGUCCCUGCAGACGGUGCCCAGUCUAUUGAUGGGAAUGUGAAGAGUCAGGCCAAUCCUAAGGCCAAUUUGCACCUGUUGUUGUCAAGACAGUCAAAGUUUAUGGAGAGUGUCAAGGAAGUGACGACUUGGCAGUUCCUGUAUGCGGUGUCGCAGCUGUGCCACAUGGACACCAACCUGGCUGAAUGGGUGUGGCUUCAGUUCUUCCCCCGCACUUGGAAGAUCCUCAGCGAGAAACAACAGCAGGGGAUUGCAAGCGAGGUGAUUCCAUUCCUCUGUUCUGGAUCACAUGUCAUCCAGAAAGACUGCCAUCCCUCAGCCCUCCACACCUUCACAGAGGCCCUGGCACAGUGCCAACCACCAGUGCCCAUCAGACCAGCAAUAAUGAAGUACCUAGGGAAGAGCCACAACCUUUGGCACCGCAUGACCCUUCUCCUAGAGCAGGCUGCUUUGGAACAGGGUGCCAUGACUGCUCCCAGGUCUACUAAGAAGGACCUGUAUGACUCCUAUGACAUGGAGCCUGUCACAAAUCCCCAACAGGAGAUACUAGACUCUCUCUCAGAGAUGUAUUCCCUGUUGAAAGAAGAGGACCUUUGGGCUGGACUGUGGCAGACAGUAGCCCACUAUCACGAGACAAGACUGGCUGUGACCUUUGAGCAACAUGGGUUCUUAGAGCAAGCACAGGCAGCCUAUGAAUUGGCCAUGACAAAGGCCCGAACGGACAUGGCAGUUAGACCGGCCCCAGUCAAAUUGCAGUCAGAGAUGAAGCUCUGGGAGGAUCGAUGGAUAAGAUGUGCAAAGGAGCUGAACCAGUGGGACUUAGUGCAAGAGUAUGGUAGUAGCGAAGCAUCAGGGAAUGCUUUGCUGGUCCUUGAGAGUGCGUGGAGGGUCCCUAACUGGGCACGCAUGAAAGAGGCAUUGGCUCAUGUAGAGCAGUCGUAUCCUAAGGAGUUAGCCUGGAAGGUUAACUUGUAUCGUGGCUAUCUGGCCAUCUGCCACCCAGAGGAGGAACAUCUCAAGCUGGUAGAGAAGCUGGUAGAGGCAGCAACUGUUCUCUGCAUCAGGGAGUGGAAGAGGCUUCCACAUAUUGUGUCACACAUCCACUUACCGUACCUGCAAGCUGCUCAACAGGUAAUGGAACUGCAAGAAGCCUGCCAGAUCCACCAAGGCCUUGUCCAUGGUCGUACAAAUUCUCUCCAUGACAUGAAGGCCAUUGUCAAGACAUGGCGCAAUCGUUUGCCUGUCAUUGCUGAUGACCUCUCCCAUUGGUCAGACAUCUUCACCUGGCGACAGCAUCAUUAUCAGUUCAUAGUCAAUCAUUAUAAUGACUCCAGUGAAAAUCAGAGCAUGCUAGGUGUUCAUGCCUCGGCACAAGCAAUCAUCCACUUUGGCAAGAUCGCACGGAAGCACAAUCUAAGUAACGUGUGCUUUGAGUCCCUGUCACGGAUCCACACAAUCCCCUCUGUGCCGGUGGUGGACUGCUUCCAGAAGAUCCGGCAGCAGGUCAAGUGCUACCACCAGAUGGCCACUGCAACGGGCAUGGGCAAGAAUGAGCUGCAAGGGGGUCUGGAAGUGAUUGAAUCAACAAACCUAAAAUUCUUCAACAAAGACAUGACAGCAGAAUUCUAUGCAUUGAAGGGCAUGUUUUUGGCACAGCUGGGUCGAAGUGAAGAAGCAAACAAAGCCCUGAGUGCAGCAGUACAGCUGCAUGACACCCUUGUCAAAGCCUGGGCUCUUUGGGGGGAUUACCUGGAGGCCCUCUUCACCCGUGACCCCACACACAUCAACCUUGGGGUCUCUGCCAUCACUUGCUACCUACAUGCAUCUCGGCACCAGAAUGAGUCCAAGUCUCGAAAAUAUCUUGCCAAGGUGCUGUGGCUGUUGAGCUAUGACGAUGAGGCGGGAAGUCUGAGUGAUGCUGUUGAUCGCUAUUGCAUUGGGGUUCCUCCCAUACAGUGGUUACCAUGGAUACCACAGCUCCUCACCUGCCUGGUGCGGCCUGAGGGCAAGGUGAUCAUCAACCUCCUGAACCAAGUGGGUAGGAUGUUCCCACAGGCUGUGUACUUCCCCAUUCGUACCCUUUACCUUACACUCAAGAUUGAACAGAGAGGGCGUAUCAAAAGUGUGGAUCCCUCAGCUGCGACUGCACAGAAGGCCCAGCAAGGCAGCCAGGCACAGCAACAAGGGCAAGGCCAGGCAUCCACGCAGCAGCAGGGACAGCAGGGAGCGCAAAAUGGGCAGCAGCAGGCCACAGAAACUGUGGGAUCUAUCAAGGCGACAGAGCCAAUGUGGAGGUGUUCACGCAUCAUGCACAUGCAGAAGGAACUCCAUCCAACGGUCCUGGCGUCUCUAGAGGGCAUUGUAGAUCAGAUGGUGUGUUUCCGAGAGUACUGGGAUGAGGUAGUGUUACGACAACUCCGCCAAGCACUUGCAAAAUGUUAUGCAGUUGCUUUUGAAAAUUCAGCAGCUGUCUCAGAGGCCAAUAUUACACCACACACCCUCUCUUUUGUGAAGAAACUUGUUUCAACAUUUGGAAUUGGUAUUGAAAAUAUCAGCAGCUCAGUGAGUGGUGGAGGCAGUAUGGCAGUGCAGGCAUCUGAGUCCUUGGCCAGACGUGCCCAGGCAACAGUCCAAGACCCAGUGUUCCACAAGAUGAAAGGCCAGUUCACCACUGACUUUGACUUCUCACAGCUGGGUUCCAUGAAGCUGCACAACCUUAUACACAAGCUCAAGAAAUGGAUCAAGAUUUUGGAGGCCAGGGUGAAGCUGCUGCCCAAGUGGUUCCUGAUUGAAGAAAAGUGUCGUUACUUGAGCAACUUUAGUCUUCAAACAGCAGAGGUUGAAUUACCAGGAGAGUUCUUAUUGCCAAAGCAUUCGCACUACUACAUCCGGAUAGCAAGGUUCAUGCCCAGAGUGGACAUAGUGCAGAAGCACGGUUCUGCAGCCAGAAGGCUCCACAUUCGUGGUCACAAUGGCAGAGUUUAUCCCUACCUUGUGGUUAAUGAUUACUCUCUAAGUGAUGCACGUCGAGAAGAACGUGUCUUGCAGCUGCUAAGGAUGUUAAAUCACUUCUUUGCCAAACAAAAGGAGACGAGUCGCAGGCUAGUCAACCUAAGCAUCAGUCGUGUGGUGGCUGUGUCACCACAGAUGAGACUGGUGGAGGACAAUGUAUCUUCUCUUUCCCUCCUUGACAUAUACAAGCUCCGGUGUGCGAAGAGGCAACUGGAGCCUGACACACCUGUCACGAGAUAUUAUGAGAGGCUGGCAUCUGUGCAGGCGCGAGGUUCACAGGCUUCUCAUCAAGUGCUACGAGAAAUAGUGAAGGAAGUACAGAACGCCAUGGUGCCCAGGUCGAUGCUGAGAGACUGGGCUCUCACUACUUAUCCAAACCCCACUCACUACUGGACGUUUAGAAAAAUCCUCACCAUACAGCUAGCACUAAUUGGGCUUAUGGAAUACCUGCUCCACCUAACCAAGUUGUAUCCUGAUAUGAUGUACAUUCACCAGGACUCAGGGCUUAUCAAUGUUGCCUACUUCAAGUUCAACAUUGAUGAUGCCAAAGGUGAACUGGAUGGGAAUCGGCCAGUGCCAUUCAGGCUGACUCCAAAUCUGGCAGAGCUGGUGACUAGCAUUGGCGUCUCAGGUCCUUUCACAGCCUGCAUGGUGGCCACGGCCAGAUGUCUAGCCACUCCCUCUUUCAAGGUUAAUGCAUUCCUUAGAGCAAUUAUGAGGGAUGAAAUCAUCUCAUGGCACAAGUUCUCUUCCAUUUUCCGGCACCAGCGGCAGGAGGGGGCCAGCGUAGAGGGCUCUCAGGGUACAGGGCCAAUGGAAGGGGAAGCCCUCAUUACUCGUGUUAACAAAGCAGUCACUGCCAUAACCACUCGCAUACAGUCGCUAGCAUCCAGUGAUGGGGCGGACAGCAAGGUGACACAGCUGGUGCGUGCUGUGAACUGUGUGGACAACUUGUGUCGCAUGGAUCCAGCCUGGCAUCCAUGGCUGUAGGUUGUGAGGGGAGAGUUGGGGAUUUUAAUAAAUUAAAUGUUUCAUUUGCCACCAGAAGGGCAAAUUCAGAUCAGCACCUAAUGUUUAGGUGGAUAUUGUGUACAGGAGAAACAGGGACUUUGUACAUAUUACAUAGUGAAUACAUGUAUUGACAGUAAUGCCCUUGGUGUAAUGAUGUUAUGAAUCAACUCUUACUGUCAUAGAUAAUAAUAGACAUUACCAUCCCCUGAUGUUGAAAUGGAAAGGUAUUACUCCACAUAUUUAUUUAUUCCAGUAUGUAGAAAUCAUCUUACAUGUCCUGUCAGCAUUACUCAUCAUGUCAGCUCUCUUCAUUUAAGCUAAUUCACAUAUGAAUGACAUUUUGCUGUGGCAGUUAUCAUUUCAUGUUACAAAUCUCAUGUGAUCAUUGUUUUAUACAAGUAGUUUUAUACAUAGAUUAUAUAUAAAUUUCCAAAUAUAG
This is a messenger RNA of Penaeus chinensis, 12173 nucleotides long. It is a transcript of the gene Nipped-A, whose product is annotated as transformation/transcription domain-associated protein-like. Gene Ontology annotation, molecular function: transcription coregulator activity; protein binding. NCBI's taxonomy places the organism in Eukaryota, Metazoa, Arthropoda, Malacostraca, Decapoda, Penaeidae. Gene Ontology annotation, cellular component: nucleus; SAGA complex; NuA4 histone acetyltransferase complex. Gene Ontology annotation, biological process: DNA repair; regulation of DNA-templated transcription. The record is from RefSeq and is a predicted model, not a curated record.